This is a messenger RNA of Cololabis saira (Pacific saury), 1026 nucleotides long. RefSeq names its product selenoprotein F (gene selenof). Gene Ontology annotation, molecular function: oxidoreductase activity. The transcript is spliced from 5 exons. Lineage: Eukaryota; Metazoa; Chordata; Actinopteri; Beloniformes; Belonidae. Gene Ontology annotation, cellular component: endoplasmic reticulum lumen. The record is from RefSeq and is a predicted model, not a curated record.
UUAACGCUCAGGCAAAACGGGGCUUCCUUGUAUAAAUGUGAACGGUCCUUGUGCAGUAGUUUCGCUAACAAAGAGGCUACAAAAUGUCGGGAGAGGUGUUUCUAUUUUGGUUUCUGUCGGUAAUACAAACGCUUUCAGCGUAUGGGGCCGAGGUGUCGUCUGAGGCCUGCAGGGAGCUGGGCUUCUCCAGCAACCUCCUGUGCAGCUCCUGUGACCUGCUCGGGGAGUUCAGCCUAGCUACGCUCCAGCCUCCCUGUCGGGAGUGCUGCCAGCAGGAGGCCCAGAUGGAUGGCCGCAAGCUCUACGCCGGCGCCAUCCUUGAGGUGUGUGGAUGAAAAUUGGGGAGGUUCCCCCAAGUCCAAGCUUUUGUCAGGAGCGACAAGCCGAAGAUGUUCAAGGGUCUUCAGAUCAAGUACGUCAGAGGCUCAGAUCCUGUCCUAAAGCUUUUGGACGAUAACGGGAACAUUGCUGAAGAGCUCAGCAUCCUCAAGUGGAACACUGACAGCGUGGAGGAGUUUCUGAGUGAGAAGUUAGACAGAAUAUAGACAAUUUCCUUCUCCUUUUUUUUUUUUUUUUUCUUUUUCUUCUUUAAAAAUAAGGCUUUAAAUGGCCUUUUCACCUGGAUUAUGAUAUAGAAAAGUGAAUAAUGGUUUUCCUGCCAUUUGUGUCAGCUGUUCAUUUAUUUACCAGUUUGUACAUGACUUGGCCUUGAUAGGUGUUUGUUAAACCACUCCUUCAUACGAUGGGGGUUCUGAAGACGUCCCACUGUCUGUCUGAUAUUCUUGUAUAAUUAUUUUUUUAUAUUGUUGAACAAUAUGACUGGUGAGAGUGAACGAGUCCUCGUUCCUCUCCAGAUGCAGCUGUCUGCUAAAUCACACGUGUGUGAAGAGUUCACAGUAAACCAGUUGUGGGAUGUGAGCUCUGAUGUAAAUUUGUGGUUCUUGCACAUUCUGCUCUGAAGAGAAACAUGAUUUGUUUUGGAAGUUUGUUUUACAAAUUAUGCAACAAUAAACGAAGUCUCUGCUA